AAUGCAAAAAGUACGAUAUUCGAGUUGUGGAAGACACGAGCAUACGAGUCGUGGAAGAUGCGAGAACGACCGGGAGUAGUGUUAAGAUUAAUGACGAAGGAUGGACAAUAGACAUAGACUUCUACUAAGAGCAUUCCUUCGGGUUCUGAGUGUUUUUCUGGAGUGAAAAUGUAUUAAAAUUUUUUGAAUAGCACGCUCUAACAAAAGGCCACGACCACGCCACAAGCACAAGUACCGUCUUCGGAGCUUACUCAACUUAUGGCUCGAGGAUACAAUUCAUUUCCAAGGGUGAUUUUCUUCAGCUCCCCUCGUAGGAUUCUGAAGAAAUGAAGGCAAGAAACGAAUUUCUUUGAGCUCUAAGCGACGAUGAUGUGUGGUACAGUCCCGAGCAUGGGAAGCCUUUUUUCAAAGGAAGAAGUCUUUCUUCUAGUGAAAAGCCAGAUGGCUUGUUCCAAGAUGCAAAAUUGAAGGGAGAAAGCAUGUUGACCCAAGCUUCAGGGACCAAAGAACUACGACAUUUUGACAAGGCUUUAUUUCGGAAAAUGCGCACCUUAACUUCAGGGGUUCCGAAGUUUCCGGAUUUUGAAAGCGGUCUUUUUAACUUCCUGUCUCCGACGAGAAAGGAAGGCGCGCACCUACUGCAAAGUUUUGAUCACGAAACCCUUGCUAAUAUCCUCGAUCAGCGGCGUGGGUUGCCAGAAGUGGUCUUUUACCGGGAUUAUGUUGUCGAUGAUGUGGACGAAAUGGAAGUCGAGGACGAGGGCGCUCAAGUCGUCGACAUCAGAGGUUCCCCUUCCCAAGGGGGAAGCAAAAGAAAAAGAAUGCACAUGCAGGAAGAAGCAAGGGACGACGUUGAUGCAGUCGAUGAUGAACAGGAGCGACAGCAACGAAAAAGAGCAAGAUCAAAUUCAAAAUCCUAUGACAGCACACGUUAUAACUACACGGCUGCCCCCGCUUCUUGUCAUGAUGGGACACACGACAAGGCCGUUUCUUAUCAUGAUGGUGAACAAGACGAGGAUAUUGAAAUGGCCACGACAGCUG
Molecule: messenger RNA, 1041 nt
Organism: Amoebophrya sp. A25
Lineage: Eukaryota; Dinophyceae; Syndiniales; Amoebophryaceae
Source: the annotation of a GenBank genome assembly